Vidua macroura (Pin-tailed whydah) is the source of this 2807-nucleotide messenger RNA. Its product is annotated as zinc finger protein 501-like. Gene Ontology annotation, molecular function: DNA-binding transcription factor activity, RNA polymerase II-specific; RNA polymerase II cis-regulatory region sequence-specific DNA binding. Bases 876 to 2159 code for a protein of 427 amino acids. The transcript is spliced from 3 exons. Gene Ontology annotation, biological process: regulation of transcription by RNA polymerase II. NCBI's taxonomy places the organism in Eukaryota, Metazoa, Chordata, Aves, Passeriformes, Viduidae. The record is from RefSeq and is a predicted model, not a curated record.
CCUGAAAACGUUCAAGGCCAGGUUGGAUGAGGCUUGGAACAACCUGGGAUAGUGGAAGGUGUCCCUACCCAAGGCACGGGGUCAAAUGGUUUGGGUUUUAAGGUCCCUUCCAACCCAAACCAUGUGUGAUUGCUAAGAAUUCAGAUUCAUGCCCAAGAUCAGCACAAUCCCACUGCUCCCUUCACAACACUUUCGAGACCUGGGUGGCUCCAGCCCCUGACAAGUGCCCGGGUUUGGCACCCCUGUCCUGGAAGGACAUGGAGCUCAGAUGCAGGUCUCCACAGUUCUGCUCUGGUGUCCUUUGGAAAUGUUCCUCCCUCAGAAAGUGCUGGCUGCCAUCGCGUCUUGUUCCCUGAGCCUCUGCAGCGAAGGCUCCGUGUUCCCCCGGGGCGGGCAUUCCCUUCCCGCCUGAAGCCCUGCUAAAGUCUCUUAGGGAAAUCCCCCGGCGGCCGUGGCGGCUCGGCCAGCACACGGGGGAAAGGCUCGGGACGGAGCGGGCAGCAGGUGAUGGGUCCCGAACCCUCAGGGGGGCCGAGACCGCCGCCACCUCAGCCCCGCCGCCGCCGCCGCCAUCAUCCCGGGCCGCCUUCAGCGCCCGCGGCGCCGCCAUUGGCCACCAUUGGCCGUCACGUGACCGCGCCUCAGCGGCCGCGGAGCCGCCGAGCGGAGCCGAGCGCGAGUGAGGGACCGGGACCGGGACACGGCGGGGCUGGGUCGGGGACAGCUGCAGGACCGGGACCGGGACACAGCAGAGCUGGGUCGGGGACAGCUGCAGGACCGGGACCGGGACACAGCAGAGCUGGGUCGGGGACAGCUGCAGGACCGGGACCGGGACACGGCGGGGCUGGGAGCAGGUCCCCUGAAAGCAGCUGGAAAUGAUCUCCCACAUGGACCACAAGGAGGAACUGUGGUUCUGCCACCUCCGCGCCUACCGAGGGAAGUCCGAGACAGUGCUGAGCAGCACUUGUGCAGCUGAAGAUGGGAUUGUCAUCAAAAAAGAGAAGAAUCCCCACCAAGGCAUCCCUGGGCCAGGAGAGCUGGAGGUUUCACUCUCAGGACUCUCCAAGGAGAACAAUUCCCAGAGUCCUGCACAGGACCCAGUCAUCCCACAAAGGUCAGAAAGGGUUCAGAGACCUCUGGAGAAGAAGCAAAGCCGAGUGAUGCUGCAUGGGAAAAGUUUCAGGAAGUUGCCAGAUGUUGUCCAGCAGAGAAAUUCCUCUGUGGGGAGACUGAUGAUAUGUGGGGACUGCGGGAAGAGCUUCCGUGUGAGUGCCAACCUGAUCCAGCACCAGAGAAUCCACACUGGAGAGAAACCCUUCCCCUGCAGCGAGUGUGGGGAGCGUUUCCGGCAGCGCUCCCAUCUCAUCCGGCACCAGAGGAUGCACACGGGGGAGAGGCCCUACGAGUGCUCCGAGUGCGGGAAGAGCUUCAGCGUGAGCUCGAAGCUGCUCCGCCACCAGGUGACCCACACCGGGGAGAAGCCCUUCAGGUGUGCCGAGUGCGGGAAGAGGUUCUGCGGGAACUCCCAGCUGGUGCAGCACCGGCGAGUGCACACCGGGGAGAGGCCCUACACGUGCGGCAGCUGCGGGAGGAGCUUCAGCGUGAGCUCGGCCCUGGCGCGGCACCGGCGCGUCCACACCGGGGAGAGGCCCUACGGCUGCGCCGAGUGCGGGAAGAGCUUCAGCCAGAGCUCCGAGCUCAUGAAGCACCGGCGGGUGCACACCGGGGAGAAGCCGUACAAGUGCUCCGAGUGCGGGAAGAGCUUCAGCGUGAGUUCGGCCCUCACACAGCACCGCCGGUUCCACACGGGCGAGCGCCCGUUCGGGUGCUCCGAGUGCGGGAAGAGCUUCACGGUGAGCUCCCACCUCAUCCAGCACCGCCGCUUCCACACCGGGGAGCGCCCCUUCCAGUGCGGGGAGUGCGGGAAGAGCUUCCUGUGGAGGUCGGCCCUGCUGCGGCACUGGCGGGUGCACAGCGGGGAGCGGCCGUACGCCUGUGCCGACUGCGGGGACAGCUUCAGGCAGAGCGCCCACCUCACCCAGCACCGCCGCACCCACACCGGCGAGCGGCCCUACGCCUGUGCCGAGUGCGGGAGGGGCUUCGCCGUGCGCUCCGCGCUCCUGCGGCACCGGCACGUCCACAGGACGGGGCAGCCCUAGGCUCUGAUCCCCGGGGCCCCGGUGUCUCCGUUCAUCCAUUGACUGCCCUGCUCACGGAGCGGGAAGGCUCUUUCUUUGAUGAGAACGAGUCCUAAAGGAGAGAGGUGCAAAGAGGGGAGAGCCAGCGCGAAGAGCUGGAGGUCUGCAGAGGAGCGCGGACACAGCACGGGCAGUUGGUGCUGCUCGGAGGGAAAGCUCUUGGGAGAGAAAGGACGUGCUUUGAAAAGGCUGGAAUGUGCUUCGCGUGUUUCAGAGGAAGGUAAAUGACUCUGUGACCACAUGUGGACAAUUAAUAGAAUGAAGCACACGGACCAUCUUGGAGCCUGCAACAAAAAAGUCAACAAAAGCUCCUGAUCUGUGUUCAGAGGCGCUGAGCUCCCUCCUUCAGCCCACGGGCUGGAGCCGCAGCCCAAAGAAGUCCAAGGCCUGGUGCCGUCGGCCCCCUGCGCUGGCUGUCCGCGUGUCCCCGCGGCCCUGCAGGGCGGCAGCUGCGCUGGGUGCCGUGGCUGCAGCCGCCAAUAAAGCCGCCGAUACCGCAGCGCUGCCGCCAUCUUUCCUUCUCGGCCGCCGUUUCCGGUUGCCAGGGCGCGGCGUUGGUUGCGCAUGCGCGCGUUGGCGCGCCGGCCGCCCUGCGGGGGCGGGGCCUUG